Messenger RNA from Diaporthe batatas, 933 nucleotides. RefSeq lists its product as uncharacterized. The record is from RefSeq and is a predicted model, not a curated record. The transcript has a single exon. The coding region runs from base 1 to 933 and encodes 310 amino acids. NCBI's taxonomy places the organism in Eukaryota, Fungi, Ascomycota, Sordariomycetes, Diaporthales, Diaporthaceae.
AUGGCGGACUGGGGUAGUUACCUGCAGAAAGGAGAACAGGCCUUGGACAAGGAGGUGGAAGCGGUGCCUGGGGCUGGAGUGGAGCCCACCCCUUCCAACAGUGUCGAUGCGGCGGAUGACGGGGACAACAGACCCCUCGGCGAUGAUCCAGGAAACGUUGCCUGUCGCACGCGGGAGACCACACACAUGGCGGAACAGGAAGAACAGAAAGAACCAGAGGAGCCAGAGGAGCUCGAGCAGCAUGUCAAUGCUCCCCCUGAGGAUGUCGUGGGUGGCACGCAAGAGAACCCCGUCCGCCGCAACAGUGAUGAGCGAUUACCUAUGCCAACGACUCCGAGCAAGAGGCCUGCCUUGGGCGAUCCUUCUACUACAAUGCGCGCCGAUAGAGACGGUCAUGAGCAAGCCAUGCAUAACACGCGAGAGGAAGCUGGCAGUCACAAUUCCAAUCAUCAACCACUCGAUGGCACAUGGGAGGACCCUGUUGCGAGCAGUCCCGACAAUCAGUUCCUCGGGGACACGCAUGAUGAGAAUGGAAACGGCAACCGCGAUAACAAAUCACACGACGGUACGUGUGGCCAGCCUGUCGCCAUGGAAGGCGAUGGAACCUUUGAGGGCACUCGCCAAGAGACGCCUGGUAAAGGGUGCGAGGAAGCUGAUGACAGCGGCACACUGGUGCAAGACAUCUCCGAGACCGGCAGGGACCUCGUUCCUGGCGAGCAUGAUGCGUCUUCCGGCAAUGGCACCCACGAGGCAACCAUAACCGGUGCGCCUCGGGACUUUAGCAGCCAUUGUGAACACGAGCUCUGCAGUGAGCCACAACCGAGUCCUUCAAGGCACCGUGGGCGUCCCAGAUUUGUGCGGUGUCCGAGCCUCGAAAAGUGGUGCAAUAAAGCUGUGGCGGGACGAGAAGUGGACAACAGAAGGGAGCGCUAG